CCCUAGUCUGCUCCAGUGUUGAGACUGUGUCAGUAAGAAAUAAAACCGUCUCUCUCUUUUGCAGAUCGCCCCGACAGAUUGUAGUAAGAUCACAGGAAGUUCCUAACCCUCCGACCAAAGACACACCUCUUUGGCUCCAUAAUGAACAGGACUGUGGCUUCUAACACAUCGUCUCCACCCCAGAGCAACUGGAGUUUCCCCUUCCACACUAUCCAGCCAUGUAGAAACAGCACAGAUAUUACUCUGUUUCUAGUCGCUUCUUACAGCUUGGAGACCCUGGUAGGCCUUUUAGGAAACUUGUGCUUCAUCGGCAUCCUGGCCAGACAUAAAGAGAAAGCCGCCGUCACCAACAUAUUUAUCGCCAAUCUGAUAGCCUCAAGCUUGACGAUGUGCAUAUUCUGCUUGCCGUUCACUGUCACCACGGUCUUGUUGAAGCACUGGAUAUUUGGCGAAGCCAUGUGCAGGGUGACCUUGUUCAUCCAGUGCACGUCUUUGACCGUCUCCAUCCUGUCACUUGUGCUCAUUGCUUUAGAAAGGCACCAGCUCAUCAUAAACCCCACCGGCUGGAGGCCCAGCCUCUCCCAAGCCUACCUGGGCAUUGCCAUCACUUGGAUCUCUGCUUCUUUCUUGUCCUUGCCUUUCGUCACUUACAGCAUCUUGGACGAUGUCGUCCCAAAGCAGCUCCGCAGAACAGAUUCUUUGGCGAGCAAGGUCGUUUGCUUCCCCUCCUGGCCGUCGAAGGAUUACAGGCUCACCUACACCACUGUCUUGCUGCUCGUGCAGUACUGCAUCCCUCUUCUCCUCAUCGCGUUGUGCUACCUGAACAUCUACCUGCGCCUCCAGAAGAGGGAGGACAUGUUUCGGAAGAAGCAUGAGUGCAGUUGCCGGGCGAGCCACCUGAAGCAGAUCAAUAUCCUGCUGGCGUUAAUGGUCGCCGCCUUCGCAGUCUGCUGGCUGCCGCUUCAUGUUUUCAACACCAUUGAUGACUGGGACUACAAAAUCAUCCCCCACUGUAUCCAUGACCUGAUCUUCUCCCUGUGCCAUCUGGUCGCCAUGGCAUCAGCCUGCAUCAACCCCGUCAUCUACGGCUUUCUCAACAAGAACUUCAAAAAAGAAGUGAAGGCCCUGAUUCUGGGUUGCCAUCACCGCUCCUCAUCGCAGGAAUAUGAGAUGAUACCUGUAUCGACCAGGCAGAUGGAACUCUCCAAGGAUUCGCUGAGGAUAAGCGGUCAGCAGAAUCCUAUCUAACUCCUAGGCUGAACCUUCAGAGUCCUGAGGCUUGGACCUCACCUAUAUCUGCUAGCUCCUCCAUCAUCAUCACCACCACCACCAAGUUGCAGUAUCUGUCAUUCUCCAAUUUGCAGAGGACAACUGCCUGAAGGAGACUUGUAGGAUAAGGCAUCGGACUUCCCAUAUCCCAACCCAUAUAAAUAAGAGACCGAUCAGACUGGGUUUGGGGUAAAAACAGGCCACAACCUUAUUGAAUACAGAUGAAAGAGCUUUGGCUUGGGGCAAUCUAAAUAUUUCCGGCCUGCCUGCUGGAAGUGACGCGUG
This is a messenger RNA of Podarcis raffonei (Aeolian wall lizard), 1554 nucleotides long. RefSeq names its product neuropeptide Y receptor type 4-2-like. NCBI's taxonomy places the organism in Eukaryota, Metazoa, Chordata, Lepidosauria, Squamata, Lacertidae. Gene Ontology annotation, cellular component: plasma membrane; neuron projection. The transcript has a single exon. Bases 142 to 1248 code for a protein of 368 amino acids. Gene Ontology annotation, molecular function: neuropeptide binding; pancreatic polypeptide receptor activity. The record is from RefSeq and is a predicted model, not a curated record. Gene Ontology annotation, biological process: G protein-coupled receptor signaling pathway.